This is a messenger RNA of Drosophila subpulchrella, 673 nucleotides long. RefSeq names its product calcineurin B homologous protein 3. The transcript has 3 exons. The coding region runs from base 45 to 644 and encodes 199 amino acids. Gene Ontology annotation, molecular function: calcium ion binding. NCBI's taxonomy places the organism in Eukaryota, Metazoa, Arthropoda, Insecta, Diptera, Drosophilidae. The record is from RefSeq and is a predicted model, not a curated record.
AUUUUUAGGAAAACGGUUUUAAUUGGCAGGCAGUACGGAAUGGGAUGUUUGUGUUUAAGGAAGGCCACCUCCUAUCCCUCAGUGCCCCCGGACGUUAUGCACACCCUCAAGAAAAAAACAGCACUCAGAUAAAGUAUCUAUACAUUCGCUUCAAUCAGUUUUCAGGGGGAGGAAAAGAUCCCCCCAGUCAGCUGCACAAAUACAACUUUUAUUCGGGGCUCUUGCAAUUAAACCCUUUAUUGCCCACCAUCUUGAACUCCAUGUUCGGGGAUAAGGUGACUAUAAGCUUUUUGGAUUUCGCCCUAUUUCUGAGCACCUUUCAGGCCCACUCACUUAAAACCUCUACGGAGCUUAAAAACACAAACAAGGAUAAAAAGUUGCAGUUACUCUUCAACAUGUACGAUCAUAACAAAGAUGGUCGCAUCACAAAGUAUGACUUGGUUAUAGUCGUUCACAAACUGUUCUCAAAUCUAUUGGAUCACGUGCAGAUAAUGCGCAUAGUGGAGACAAUGAUGAAGGAAAUGGAUCACUCGGACUCGAAUCAAAUACUAUUUGACGACUUUUGCAAAGCAUUGGAUGUAUUUGACAUGACCGAAAAGGUGGUCACAUGGAUACCCGAAUUCCAUGGGCGGAAUCAGCGGUGAUUUGCUAUAAACUAUUAUUUAAUGUUCCA